Molecule: messenger RNA, 1982 nt
Organism: Lymnaea stagnalis (great pond snail)
Lineage: Eukaryota; Metazoa; Mollusca; Gastropoda; Lymnaeidae
Source: the annotation of a GenBank genome assembly
UGUUCCACAAAUUUUGAAAAUCGAUCUGUUUUGACGUUUAGUCUUCAUUCUAUAUCAGUAAGUUUUUUUUACUAAAUAUUGUGCAUUAUUUAUUUAAGACGUUUCAGGUAAAGAUAAAUCUAAACACUGUGUCUGAAUGUCAGAAUCGUCAUUAAUUUGUGGAAAAAGAACAUUUAACCGAAUGUACGAAAUAUACAAUCUGACCACAGGAUUUGGAUUAGCUUUAAAGAUUGUUAUUAUAAUACGUAACAUUUAAACUCGUCAAACUGACCUUCAGCUUUUAAUGUAAAACUGUUGUUAUUGUUUCAUUUUUAUGAAAACAUUAAUAAACUUUUUUAGAACAUUACAGAGUUAAAUAUGUGAAUUAAUUUAAUAGUUAAUGGUAUCAGAACGUCAUUUCAGGUUUUUUCAGGGGGAGGGGACAAAACUAAAACUUGUUCGGCUUGUUAAAUUGUUAAUUACUGGAGGCGUCAUUGUACAGAGCAAUUUAAAAAAAACAAAAAACUGCAUAUUCAGGUGUUGGAGGGGCAUGGUAAAAACAUGUGAGUUUAAGUUUUAAUAUUGAUUAAGGUACACUAUGGUGGCCGUCAUGAGUAGGCAAAAUCCGAUCACAUUUUAAGUUAAUAAUAUACUUAUAUUAUAUUAGGAUAACUAUUAUAUUUAUACUAUUUGUUGUUAUUCUUUCUUAAUUUUCUAUCGACGUUCUACAGAGAAUGGCCACAUCGUAUCCUCAUUUCCUACAGCAUGUCAACCUGCUUCUUGUCGGAAAGACUGGAAAUGGGAAAAGCUCGACCGGCAACUCGAUACUUGGGAAAAAAGUUUUUGUCAGCAAAAGUAGCACCACGUCAGUGACCUUUGAACCUAAGCUUGAAACAUCCGUGAUCGACGGACAGACCAUAUCGGUGACGGAUGUCCCUGGUCUUUCGGACACUCAGUUCGACAAGGAAGAGAACGUCACGAAGGCCAGGGACUGGAUCAACAAGGCGAUCCGUCUUUCUCAUGGUGGCUUCCACGGAAUCGUUUUGGUCAUCCGUUUCGGAAAUCGCUUUACGGAAGAAGAUCGUGAGUCCAUAGAAGUCUUAAAAUCGAUUCUUGGGAAACGAGUCAUACAGGACCACGGCGUGUGUGCUAUUACGUACGGGGACGCUCUUCGGUGGGAUAUCGAAAACGGAGAGAUCGGAUCGUUUAAGGAAUGGUGCUCGGAGCAGAGUGGCGCUUUCCUUGAUCUUUUGAACGAAUGCGGUCAAAGGUGCGUGCUUUUUGAUAACGUGUCUAAAGAGGGAUCAGUGCAAAAAUCUCAGAGAAAUGAGCUAAUUCAAGAAGUAAUGAAACUUCAAGACGGCGGGAUUAGAACAUAUGGUGUUCAUGAGCUUGACAAGGCGACACGAAGUCAACACAUAAGGUCGCCCUCGUUAAAUUUGAUGACGACCGUUGAGCUUCCCAUGACGAGAUCUCCAUUUGCAAACCCACAUUACACUUUUGGAAGUUACCGCCGCGGUUUUUUUCAACAAACGGAAAGAGAUGACAGUGAUGAAACGGAAGACGAUACGUCAACUAGUGAAGAUGAAGAUGACAAUGAAUGCAACAGAGUUGACACACUUGACCAUUUGAACCAAUUUUUAUACCAACGUAAAUUAAGAACAUGGAUGUAUCGCAAUCAACCUAGCGAUGAUGGCGACAUUGAUGACAGUUCGGCUGAUAGCCACAACGAUGAUGACAGUGACAAAGAUGGUGACAGCGAUGAUAGCGAUAAUGAUAUUGACGAUGAUGAUACUGAUGAUAGCGAUGAUGAUAGUGACGAUGAUGAUAAUAAUGGGGCUGAGGAGGUCGAGGAGGAGCAAGACGAGGGUAAUGCUGUGAAUGAUGAGGUUGUGGAUCUAACGAGAUACCUUCAAGGCUAUUCUAGGGAGGAAAACCAGGAGUGUAGACUGCUGUGAAUUAUAUAAAGUCAUCAACUAAAUAAGAUCAUCAUUGUACACAAA